Ilex paraguariensis (yerba mate) is the source of this 1319-nucleotide messenger RNA. NCBI's taxonomy places the organism in Eukaryota, Viridiplantae, Streptophyta, Magnoliopsida, Aquifoliales, Aquifoliaceae. The record is from the annotation of a GenBank genome assembly.
CACUUUCUUUCUAUGGAACACCAGCACACUCAAGCAGUCACCAAGCCCACCCUGGUCACCAAACGGAUUCUGUAUCUACAAAGCCACCCCGAGGCUCCCUCUAGCUUGAAUUUGAAAACGAUGUUGAAUUGGUCGACGGCGCAGGACGCUUCGAUCGACCAGAGGCAGGCAUGGCUCUGGGAGAAGGAGAUUCCGUCAUCAAAUCGUCACUCCACCGCACAUUAAAAUUUGUACUGAAAUGGGAGGAAGUGGAAAUAGGAGAGCCAAAGGAAGGAGAGAUCAAGGUGAAAAAUAAGGCCAUUGGGCUUAACUACAUUGAUGUGUACUAUCGCACAGGAUUUUACAAAGCUGCCACAAUGCCUUUUACACCAGGAAUGGAGGCAGUUGGUGUGGUGACAGCCUUGGGUCCUGGACUAACCAGCAUGAAAGUUGGAGAUCUCAUUGCAUAUGCCCGUAGCCCAAUGGGUUCAUAUGCAGAAGAGCAGAUCCUUCCUGCACACAGAGUGGUGCCUGUCCCUUCCUCUAUUGAUCCUGUUGUAGCAGCAUCGGUCAUUUUUAAGGGAAUGACAGCUCAGUUCCUACUCCGACGUUGCUUUAAGUGGGCAAAUGCCCUUGGUGCCACUGUCAUUGGAACUGUCUCAACCAAAGAGAAGGCAGCUCAAGCUAAAGAUGAUGGGUGUCACCAUGUCAUAAUGUACAAGGAAGAGGAUUUUGUUACUCGUGUCAGUGAGAUAACAUCAGGCCAAGGGGUUGAAGUUGUCUAUGAUUCCGUCGGAAAAGACACCUUUCAGGGUUCUUUGGCGUGCUUAAAAGUUCGCGGUUACAUGGUAAACUUUGGGCAAUCGUCUGGUGCCCCUGACCCUGUACCAUUGUCAGCUCUUGUUGCCAAAUCACUGUUCUUGACGGCGCCUGCCCUCCUGCACUACACUCAAACACGAGAUGAGCUGCUGGAAAGUGCUGAAGAAGUAUUUGCAGGUCUUGUCUCCGGCGUCUUAAAUGUCCGUGUGAAUCAUAAUCUAAGGCGGCACAAGCGCACGCUGAUCUGGAGAGCCGGAAAACAUCAGGAUCGAUUGUGCUAAUACCAGAGAGUGUUGAGCAGUAAGCUCAUAAUACUUGUUACUCUUCAUUUCUCUGUAGUAUGAGUGGGAAUAGAUGAAUUUGCACAAACAUUCCAUGUUUAACUGCACACUGGGUUGGGUUCCGUACAUGAUGUGUGAAAUGUACCACCCUAGUGUCAAUGUAAUUUCAUGAACUUUUUGUGGUGUUCAGAAGAAAUAAAAUCAUAGUGUGUAUUUUCAUGUACUUUUUGUGAUGUUCAG